Molecule: messenger RNA, 382 nt
Organism: Suillus paluster
Lineage: Eukaryota; Fungi; Basidiomycota; Agaricomycetes; Boletales; Suillaceae
Exons: 2
Coding region: 172-378 (68 amino acids)
Source: RefSeq, a predicted model, not a curated record
ACCUCUUGCUACAUCGACGGCGUUGUUCCUACUCCCGAAGAUGGUGUUGCGGCCAACAAGUCCUACACUUCGUUUGGCUCCUUUACCGAAAUCCAGAUUUGGAACGUUACCACUCCUGUUGAGGGCAUGAAGAGCCUCAGCUGGAACAUGUGACCCCAACGAAUCGUACUGAUGGGCACUGUCGCUUUCCUUCCUGAUAAAAAGAAGAUCGAGCAGCUGCAUUUCGAAGAUGGCUGGCAGUCGCAGCUGUCAACGCGGUUCUCGUGUGGUAAGAAAAUGACGGUUAGCAUCGAGGUUACCUGCGAUGGAUGUAGACUUGAAUUCGAGCUAAUAUUCUCAUCUCCUCCGUUGGCUUUCGACCUCAUGGAGAUGGGAUAGAUUA